Alternaria viburni is the source of this 918-nucleotide messenger RNA. RefSeq lists its product as uncharacterized. The transcript has 2 exons. NCBI's taxonomy places the organism in Eukaryota, Fungi, Ascomycota, Dothideomycetes, Pleosporales, Pleosporaceae. The coding region runs from base 1 to 918 and encodes 305 amino acids. The record is from RefSeq and is a predicted model, not a curated record.
AUGACCGACCAAGACAGCAACGCGCCCCAGGGCCUACCUUCUGUCGAGGGGCUGGCUGCUAUCACCCUGAUUGCAGAGGAGAUUGCGCGUAUAGAUGACCUCCGAACCCAAGAGCGCUUGACCGCGCAUCGAGCCUUCGAACAACAUCCGCAGCCGCCUGUACCGAGUUUCCCGACGACCCAACAUGACCGCGCACAGCAGCCUUCGGAAGAGGUCCAGGAACCUUCGCUCUCCCGACCCAGCCGAUCGCAACGAGGUCUCCAACGAUCCCCCAACAUCGUGAAUUACAGCCUCAGGGAUAGGUUCAAAACCCAACAGGGCCACAAACAACAGUCUCCGGGCGAGGGCCAGCAAGCCCCUGCAUCAAACGCCCCGACGCUGGACCACAACCUCGGCGCAGAGGACAGAUGCGAGGAACCCGAUCUCCCGAAAGAGACAGCCAAAACGAUACAAGCGCGCUACGAUGGGCUGAAGAAAUCCCGAUGUUCUGUCGCGCAUUGGGGCAUCUGGCGCCAGACGAACCCUACGCCGCAUAAGCGCUUUGUCCCUAAUCUCCGUACCCACAAGGUCACGCUAGAUGACAAGUCCUUCCAACUCGACCGCUUAUUCUCCCACGACGCCACACCGGGCGACAUCUUCGCUGAGCUUGAGCCAUGGGUUCUCCAUCUCUCUUCGAAGCUGGCAGAGGGCAAAUACCACUGCCUUGUUCUUCUUGCCUUUGGAUUCUCUUGUCUGGGCAAGACGCGGGUAAUGACGGGCGACGCUGCAGGUGGCCCAUUCACCUUGAACACGUCUGUGAUCGGCUGCACAUCCCAACUUCUCUUCGAGCACAAGCCACCAGAGGUUCGUGUUGUCAGACGAUUGAUAGAGAUACGUCCAAGCGAAAAUAAGCAGAUUGAAGUAUAUUCUCUCGAGUGA